GGGAGGAAUUUCUCCUCAAGGCAGAAUCUGUUUGGUCUUAUUCAAAAUAGGGCAGAAAGUCAAAGAAGCUAUUAUGUCUACUCAAGAAUUUCAGUUCCAAGAGCCAGAGCAAGAACAAGAUAAAUCAAACAGUCUAUUCUUCACUAAUUCAGAAAGUAAUGAAUUAAGCGAUAAUCCAUUAAGGAAAGAUUCUCCUAAAACACUUCUUCCCAAUGCAAAUGUAAGCAGAGGAAAGCCAGACAGCAAAGCCUCAAAUUAUUUUAUAGCCCUAGAUUCAACUAUUGAAAAUCUUCAGGAAAGAACACAGCAACUAAUUGAUAAGAUUAAUGAGAAUAGGAAGAAAGACCAUGUACUCAUGAACAACUUCAGAGAAAGUCUUCUGAUGAAGGUUUCAAGCUUGGCAGAAAAAUUGGAAGAAAGUGUAUUUCCUGUUUAUGACCAUAAUAACAAGCUUAUUCAGGAUAAGCUGCAAGAGCUUUCUGAGAUCAUGGAAAAGAUCAGACAGAUUGAAAAUGAACUCAAGCAGGUUUGUCAUACUGUGGAAAUGAUGUAUAAAGACCUGUGUGGUCAAUCUGAAUUGUAAUCUUAUAGGUUAAAAAAUAAAAUAAAGGAGGGGGAAAGAAUAUAGUAAGAAAGAAUAAAUACAUAAAUAGAUCUGUGUGCCAAUAAAUAGUAAUUUGGCUUCUUUGAAUUGCAAAAUGGCAUCCAAAUCUAUUCUGUUCAUAGGUAAGUUUAUUUUCAAGCACUUUUUUGGUUCUUCAUUACUCAUUUACAAAUGAGUCAUUUUCUAAUCCAUAAUCUCAAUAAAAUUACAGUUACAUUAAUAUAUAGUAAUUUAUUUUCUUUUCCAACAUUUGAGCUAUUACCAACAAUUAGCAAUCGCCCAAGCAAAUGUAGUCAGUACAUAGGAACAUGAUACUCAUUAGUUCUCUCUUUUCUUUUUCUCAUUCCAUAAAAUGGGCAUUUUCAGCAAGGCAAAUCCUUGCUUGGCUGACUUCCUUUAGUCCAUUAACUGUAAUUAAGCCCAAUCAGGAAGUUGCUAUUGUGCAAUCUCUUGAAUAUCAUCACAACAAGCCUUUGGUCAAGAAUAUGAAGUGCUAUAAGGGCAGUUUAAGAUCGUCAUCACUGAGUGGAUAAAACAUCUAUAAGUACUCAGCUGAACAUCUCAGAUUUAUAGUAUGAAAGUACAAGAAAAAAAAUAACUAUUAUUUGUAAAGGUAAUUAGGACAAAGAUAAUAUCUAGUGCUCUCACUAAGAAAUGAACAAGUUAUUUAAAACUUGGCAAACAUUCGCACUUUAAACAUAAAUGUUCAUAAACUUCAGAAGUAAAAAUAAUUUGUUGGUAUUUCUUCUUUUAUUAUGGUUUGUUGCAGUCAGCCAGUUGUUUAGACUGGAUUUGCAUUUUAUCCCGCUAUCAAGUCUUCAAGGACCUGAGACAGGCAGAUGUUGCUUGAUGAUGUUAGAGGUAUCUUCAGAAGUUGUAAGCUGUCGACAAUCGACUGAUGGUAUCAAGGCCAAUGGUGUUCAAGUAGUGCUCCAGUUGUUUUGGGAUUGCACCCAAGACGCCUAUUACUAUUGAUACUACCUUUGCUUUCAUUUGUCACAGCUGUUCUAUUUCUUUGUAUUUUGUUACCUUCU
Messenger RNA from Crotalus tigris (Tiger rattlesnake), 1638 nucleotides. RefSeq names its product synaptonemal complex central element protein 2 (gene SYCE2). NCBI's taxonomy places the organism in Eukaryota, Metazoa, Chordata, Lepidosauria, Squamata, Viperidae. Gene Ontology annotation, biological process: synaptonemal complex assembly. The transcript has 4 exons. The coding region runs from base 74 to 583 and encodes 169 amino acids. The record is from RefSeq and is a predicted model, not a curated record. Gene Ontology annotation, cellular component: central element.